AUGUCGCACAACCGAAACCCUGAGGGACGAAACCAGUUCCCUCCAGUCCCCAAGGCCUCGGAUAAAUGGUUUGCCGACAUUCUUAGAGCCUAUCACAUGGCCGGAAUAUCGUCCAACAAGCACAUCCAGAGGCGACUAUCCGUUGAGCAUGGCAUUAACAUGCACAUAAACACAGUCAAGAAGCGUCGAAAUGAGCUCAAGCUCUAUGGCAGCCGCUCCAAACAGGUUACCUGGACCUUUGAAGAGGUACAACACCUCGUGUUACAGAUCCUUGAAACAGACCCUACCAAGAGUCAUGGCAAGUCCACUGUCCAAGACCUGAUUGCUUUUCGCUUCCAAAAGCACAUCCCCCGUCACCUUAUCACAGAUGUCAUGCACAUCCACGAUCCAGAAGGGUUUGUCUACCGCAGCCCCAAUUCCAAGCGUAUAUACCGCUUCAAGAAGGUUCCCGUCGGCAUACAUGAACGCUGGGCUGCAGACGGACACGACAAGCUCUCCCGGAUUGGCUUUCCUGUUUAUGCCUUUGUUGAUGAUGCAACAGGCCGCUGGCUGGCGGCAUGGGUUGUACCCAAUAACCGUUUGAAUAACGUGAUCGGGUAUCUGUUUCUCCUUCUCGUCGAGAAAUACAAAGGGCUCCCGCUUCAGCUCUCCAUGGAUUGCGGCUCUGAAACUACCCAAACCUUUGGGCUGGCCAAUGCUUUGCGCGAAAUCUUCGUUCCCGAAAUCCCUGUUGACGAGCUUCCAGCCGUCCGUUACAUGCGCAGUGUGCACAACAUUUCCAUUGAACGGGCGUGGCUCCGACUGCGCCUUGACUGGGGUAAUAACGCCCAUAGUGUCUACACCAAGGGGCUGGAAGAGAACGUCUUCAACACCACGGAUGCCUUUCAAGUGGCCCUAGUCCGUUGGCUCUGGUCCCGGAUGCUCCAGCGAACUCUCGAUGAGUUUUGCACUUUCAGAAACGGGGCAAAGAUGCGCAAGGACAAAGACAAGGCCGGUCCUUCAGGGUGCUCUCGAGACGAAGCCUUCAUCUUCUACGAGGAGUGGGGCGGGCAGAAUUUGCUCCAGCCACUCGAAGAUGAUCAGCUGGAGGUUGUCCGAGACCUCCAGAGGGCUAUGGGUGGCGAAGACCUCCUUAAGUUUGUGGAAGAUGAACUGGCAGCUCAAUUCGAGGACGCUCUCGCAAAUCAGCUGGGGCUAACUAUAGCCGACGUCAGUACUGCGAAUGUCUGGGAUGUCUUUAGAGCCCUUCGAGUAGCCCUCACUCCUUUAGAUUAG
Molecule: messenger RNA, 1275 nt
Organism: Coprinopsis cinerea okayama7#130
Lineage: Eukaryota; Fungi; Basidiomycota; Agaricomycetes; Agaricales; Psathyrellaceae
Exons: 6
Coding region: 1-1275 (424 amino acids)
Source: RefSeq, a predicted model, not a curated record